AUGAGGCUCCGAAAUGGAACUGUAGCCACCAUUUUAGCCUUUAUCACUUCAUUCCUCACUUUAUCUUGGUAUACUACAUGGCAAAAUGGGAAAGAAAAACUGGUUGCUUAUCAACGAGAAUUUCUUGCUCUGAAAGAACGCCUUCGGAUAGCUGAACACAGAAUCUCUCAGCGCUCUUCUGAGUUGAGUGCCAUUGUACAGCAGUUCAGGCGUGUAGGAGCAGAGACAAAUGGAAGUAAGGACACACUGAAUACAUUUUCAGAUAAUACCCUAAAGCUAUUAAAGGAGUUAACAGGCAAAAAAUCUCUCCGCGUGCCAAGUAUUUAUUAUCAUUUGCCUCAUUUAUUGCAAAAUGAAGGAAGCCUUCAACCUGCUGUGCAGAUUGGUAAUGGAAGGACAGGAGUUUCAGUAGUAAUGGGAAUUCCUACUGUGAAGAGAGAAGUUAAAUCUUACCUCGUAGAAACUCUUCAUUCCCUUAUUGAUAAUCUGUAUCCUGAAGAGAAAUUGGAUUGUGUAAUAGUAGUCUUCAUAGGAGAGACAGAUAUUGAUUAUGUACACGGUGUUAUAGCCAUCCUGGAAAAAGAAUUUUCUAAAGAAAUCAGCUCUGGUUUAGUGGAAAUAAUAUCACCUCCGGGAAGCUAUUACCCUGACUUGACAAACUUAAAGACUACAUUUGGAGACUCUAAAGACAGAGCAAGAUGGAGAACGAAGCAAAACCUAGAUUAUUGUUUUCUAAUGAUGUAUGCUCAGGAUAAAGGCACUUAUUACAUUCAGCUUGAAGAUGAUAUUAUUGCCAAACCGAAUUACUUUAACACUAUCAAAAAUUUUGCCCUUCAACUUUCUUCUGAGGAAUGGAUGAUACUAGAGUUCUCCCAACUGGGCUUCAUUGGUAAAAUGUUUCAAGCGCCAGACCUCACUCUGAUUGUGGAGUUCAUCUUCAUGUUCUAUAAGGAGAAGCCCAUUGAUUGGCUCUUGGACCACAUUCUCUGGGUGAAAGUCUGCAACCCUGAAAAAGAUGCGAAACAUUGUGAUAGACAGAAAGCAAAUCUACGAAUUCGUUUCAGACCUUCCCUCUUUCAGCAUGUUGGUCUGCAUUCUUCGCUAACAGGAAAACUUCAGAAACUUACGGAUAAAGAUUACAUGAAACCAUUACUUCUUAAAAUCCAUGUAAACCCACCUGCCGAAGUCUCCACUUCUCUGAAGGUCUACCAAGGACACACGCUGGAGAAGACAUACAUGGGCGAGGAUUUCUUCUGGGCCAUAACGCCGACAGCAGGAGACUACAUCUUGUUUAAGUUUGACAAGCCCGUCAAUGUGGAAAGUUACUUGUUCCAUAGCGGUAACCAGGAACAUCCAGGAGACAUUCUGCUGAACACUUCUGUGGAAGUUUUGCCUUUUAAGAGUGAAGGUUUGGAAAUAAGCAAAGAAACCAAAGACAAACAAUUAGAAGAUGGCUAUUUCAGAAUAGGGAAAUUUGAGAACGGUGUUGCAGAAGGGAUGGUGGAUCCCAGCCUGAACCCCAUUGCAGCCUUCCGACUUUCCGUUAUUCAGAAUUCUGCUGUUUGGGCCAUUCUCAAUGAGAUUCACAUUAAAAAAGUCGCCACCUGA
Messenger RNA from Pipistrellus nathusii (Nathusius's pipistrelle), 1608 nucleotides. Lineage: Eukaryota; Metazoa; Chordata; Mammalia; Chiroptera; Vespertilionidae. The record is from the annotation of a GenBank genome assembly.